AUGUGGUCAACGACUGUCGACCCCGAACUGCGAAUGCUGACGCCAGAUGGACUCUCGCUCGCCAUCAUUAUCGUAUCAUGCGUGUUCCUCGUAUUCUCGGUGAUUUGCGUCGGACUACGAACCCGGAUCCGUCUGAUCGAGCGCACCUUCGGCCUUGACGAUGGCCUCAUGUUAGCAGGAACGAUCGUGUACAUGGCGUGUGCAGGACUCGCAAUCUACGGCUGCUUCGUCGGUCUCGGCAGGCUCGAAGAACACUUAAACGCCUGGCUCUGGGCUGAGGCUCUCAAGAUUUAUGUCGUCUGGAUUCUGGUCUACGUUGGCGCGUUGGCGUUGGUCAAGUCAUCGGUCUGCCUUACGAUUCAACGCAUCGUCACGACGGACAGAGCCCUUAGGAUUACCGUCUGGGUUCUUCUGGGACUCACGUGGGCGUCCUUCUUCAUCACCUUUAUCGGAACUCUGCUCUACUGCCAACCGGUCGAGGCUUUGUGGACACCAACAAUGAUUCUGGCGGGUACGGGAAGCUGCGCGAAUGUCGACGUCCUCAUCGCCAUCGGUCACGUUGCCACUAGUUCCGCCAUCGUUACGGACUUGGCUCUCGUCGUCGUCCCUGCGGUGAUGCUUUGGGGAACUCAGAUGAAGACCCAGACCAAGCUCCAGGUGUUUGGAUUGUUGUCCUUUGCUUCUGUAGCCGGAAUCAUCACGAUGAUCCGUAUUCCCUAUGUCAACCACUUCAAGGCGCAAACAAACCUCCAGUUCUGGGUUGCCCACACCGUCCUCUGCUCCAACGUCGAGACUGGCAUCGGCUGCAUCGCUUCUUCGGUCCCGUCCCUCCGCCGCUUCAUCGCUCGCACCCGCGGAACCACAGCGGAAAACUCAGCACCCAGCGGCAACAACCACAGCGCGGGACUCUUCACGUUCGGCAGCAAGCCGGUCGAGAGAAGCCGCGACCCGUACCGCAACCCAACAGAUGUGGGCUUCAGUCUGGCCACCGUGCACGGCAGGGGCGACGACAGCUGGGAACGCCUCCAGGAUGGCGACUCCGACAAAGGGGACCUGAUCCCGAACAGCCAGAAGAACGGUAUCCACAAGCAGUUCACCUACACGGUCGACGUCGAGACGGACUCGAGCGUGAAGACUUCAAGGUCUGGACACAGCCGGUAG
Colletotrichum karsti is the source of this 1161-nucleotide messenger RNA. RefSeq lists its product as uncharacterized. The transcript is spliced from 4 exons. Bases 1 to 1161 code for a protein of 386 amino acids. The record is from RefSeq and is a predicted model, not a curated record. NCBI's taxonomy places the organism in Eukaryota, Fungi, Ascomycota, Sordariomycetes, Glomerellales, Glomerellaceae.